GUGGGCGUGGUAUUCACUGAAACGCUCACUAUUGCGUGACGACAGGCGCGUAAGUCGAUGACGAAGAACACAAGUGACCCGACGACGGGAAGAUGGCGGAGUACCUAGCGUCCAUUUUUGGUACAGAGAAAGACAAGGUCAACUGCUCCUUCUACUUUAAGAUUGGAGCAUGUCGACAUGGAGAUCGCUGCUCCCGGCUCCACAAUAAACCAACUUUUAGUCAGACCAUCCUGAUCCAAAACAUCUAUCGUAACCCUCAGAACAGUGCUCAGACAGCUGAUGCCUCUCGCUGUGCCGUAAGCGAUGUGGAAAUGCAGGAGCAUUACGAUGAGUUUUUCGAGGAAGUUUUCACAGAAAUGGAGGAGAAGUACGGCGAGGUGGAGGAGAUGAAUGUGUGCGAUAAUCUGGGUGAUCACCUUGUUGGCAAUGUUUAUGUGAAGUUCCGACAUGAGGAGGAUGCAGAGAAAGCUGUGAUGGACCUGAAUAACCGCUGGUUCAAUGGCCAGCCCAUCCAUGCUGAACUCUCCCCGGUUACCGACUUCAGAGAAGCCUGCUGCAGGCAGUAUGAAAUGGGGGAGUGCACUCGAGGUGGCUUCUGUAACUUCAUGCACCUAAAGCCCAUCUCUCGCGAGCUGAGGAGGGAACUGUACGGACGCCGUAGGAAAAGGCACCGCUCUCGUUCUCGGUCUCGUGAGCGUCGCUCUCGCUCACGGGACCGCGGCCGUCGCGACCGGGAGAGGAGGAGAUCAAGGGAUCGUGAACGCUAUGGAAGGUUUUGAGUCAUCAUGUGAACCCUUUUUUUUGGUUUUUAUUCUUCGGUGUAGUGCUCUCCCCACCCCAAACGACCAACAUUUGCCUGGAACAUUGGACUUUGUUCUGUACCUUACUUUUACCCAUUUUUUUCCCUCUUUUUGUUUUUUUAAGAUCACACGAAUAUGAAAGCUCAGUUUCUCAAUAAAAGUACAUUGUUAUUAA
Messenger RNA from Hemibagrus wyckioides, 975 nucleotides. RefSeq names its product U2 small nuclear RNA auxiliary factor 1 (gene u2af1). Gene Ontology annotation, biological process: mRNA splicing, via spliceosome. Gene Ontology annotation, molecular function: pre-mRNA 3'-splice site binding; metal ion binding. The transcript is spliced from 8 exons. The record is from RefSeq and is a predicted model, not a curated record. Bases 93 to 779 code for a protein of 228 amino acids. Gene Ontology annotation, cellular component: spliceosomal complex; U2AF complex. NCBI's taxonomy places the organism in Eukaryota, Metazoa, Chordata, Actinopteri, Siluriformes, Bagridae.